AUUGUUGUUUGCUUCAUCUGUCAUGGCUAGCUUCUUGCAUGCUGGUCUGGUAUCUCAGGUUAGUGCUAAAUCUGAACUUGGACCUGGGGAAAUUCUGUCAAGUUACGAUGGAGAUCUCUUAGAGUUAUCAAGUGCGGUGUUACAAUUCGGGCAGGUAGGGGACUCGGGCAUCUGGUAUUUGUAUGUAGAGUCGACUAGCUAUGGAUCCUCAUCGACUUCAGAAGAAAAAAGAAUUUGGGUUGCUUGGAACAGUUGGAAGAGCGAAAUUGAAGAUCCACACUUUCCAAAAUUAAAAAUGGAGGAAGGAGGACGGUUGGUGGUAAUAUCUACUACUAGUAGUAAUGGAACUGCAGAAUUCGUUAUAAACGCUGAACAACAUGCGUAUAUUAAAAACACAACAGCAGUUCUAAUAAGUAAUGGCAACUUAAUUUUGCUAAGUCCAGAGGGUAAGAUCUUGUGGGAAAGUUUCGAUCACCCCACUAAUCUCUGGUUUCCAGGCAUGAAAUUGGGUUGGUUUGGGCUGAAAACCCAACGGCCUCACCAACGUUUUCUGACUUCUUGGAUAAGUCGGUAUAACCCUUCUCCUGGUGUAUUUACCUUGGGUGUUGAUCCAAACAAUACCAAGCAGCUAGUUGUCUUGCGAAAAGGGGGUUGUUUAUUGGCAAAGCGGGUCCUGGAAUGGCAUCACUUUUCCAUUUCUCCCACUUCACUCCAAUACCAUUGGCUAUUUCUCUGACGAGAACCAAACCUAUU
This is a messenger RNA of Ipomoea triloba (trilobed morning glory), 753 nucleotides long. RefSeq names its product G-type lectin S-receptor-like serine/threonine-protein kinase At1g67520. The coding region runs from base 23 to 736 and encodes 237 amino acids. The transcript has a single exon. The record is from RefSeq and is a predicted model, not a curated record. NCBI's taxonomy places the organism in Eukaryota, Viridiplantae, Streptophyta, Magnoliopsida, Solanales, Convolvulaceae.